AUGGGCGUGGAACGUGUGCACGAUUUUAGAAGCCACUGUAUCAAUGCUGGAUUUAUCCCUUUAUCAAGUAACCAUGAAAGGCCUAUUGUAGCUAAAGAGACUGCGAUCAGAGGCUUGAAUGAUUAUAACUGCAAACUGACUCCUGCUCAUCCUCGCCCUGUGAUCUUGCUCCAUGGAACUUUAGAUACUAUCAAUAUUUGGACCGUUUUUGCACUUAAAUUGAUCGCGCGCGGCUAUUGUGUCUUUGGGAUCACCUAUGGCAGAUUUGGAAUAAUCCCUAUCCUUGGAGGCCUUACUAAGAUUGAGGAUUCUGCCAAAGAGGUUGGAGCCUUUAUAAACAAAGUGAUGCGCAAGAUGAAAGCGUCCCAAAUCGAUAUUGUUGGACAUUCGCAAGGCACUGUCGUGGCAAGGUACUGGAUGAAGUACUUGGAUGGAGCUGGCAAGGUCCACAGGAGCAUUGGGGUUUCCCCCGGCCACCAUGGAACAACUCAGGCAGGGUUCGUUGCGCUGGCUGCAGCUACCAGGCUGCUCACUGCGAUAAAUCCCUACCAACACAUACUCGCGCCAGUAUAUCCUGAACUGAUUACGAACUCCACGUUUAUACGGAAGUUGAAUACUGGAGGCGAUACUACUCCUGGUGUUAUCGAAUCCAACAUUGCUACCAUAUACGAUGAAACCGUAAUUCCAUGGCAAUUAAGCUUACAAGACGGGCCCAAUGUAACAAAUGUCGUACUUCAGGACCUCUGCAUUCUAUCAUUCAACGGCCAUGCGACUAUGCCCCUUAGCAAGGUCGUCCAUCAAUUCAUCUUCAAUCAACUCGACCCAUCCACCGCCGAACCUGCGAACUGCUGGUCGCUUUUAUAA
Molecule: messenger RNA, 864 nt
Organism: Lobosporangium transversale
Lineage: Eukaryota; Fungi; Mortierellomycota; Mortierellomycetes; Mortierellales; Mortierellaceae
Product: putative secreted lipase
Exons: 4
Coding region: 1-864 (287 amino acids)
Biological process (GO): lipid catabolic process
Molecular function (GO): lipase activity
Source: RefSeq, a predicted model, not a curated record